Messenger RNA from Ambispora gerdemannii, 939 nucleotides. NCBI's taxonomy places the organism in Eukaryota, Fungi, Glomeromycota, Glomeromycetes, Archaeosporales, Ambisporaceae. The record is from the annotation of a GenBank genome assembly.
AUGGCUUCUAUCGAACUUGGCUGUUUUUCUAAUUUGACAUCACUACCACAAUAUACUUUGAUUGGUAAAGCACAACAUGAUGGAUUUCAGCAUUUACUACGAGUACUUGCAAGUAUAUUCACAUCAUCAACGACAUUAUUAUUCGGGAUUCCUGCACUUGCUUAUUUUGUAAAUAACAAUCUGACGUUUAUCAUACUGAGUAUGAUGGAUCCACCGACAUUUUCGGUGCUCAGCAAUUUAAAAAUUCUCACAACAGGAUUUUUCUCGUACUUGUUUCUAAAACGACAACUCAGUUCACUCCAAUGGAUUUCACUCGGUUUAUUAUUUUUUGGUACGACAAUUGCCCAAAUAAAUUAUGACCAAGAAGGAUCAUUUAAUUUGGCAACAUCCACUUUAGGCCUUUUAUUAAUAGUCGUAUUUUCAUCGAUAUCAGCCGGUGCUUCGGUGUUUACUGAGUUCGUGAUGAAAGAUAAAUUUGGAAAUGAAUCGAUACACUUACAAAAUAUAAAGCUUUACAUAUUUGGUGUCCUGCUUAAUGGAUUCGUGUAUUUAUCUCAAUCGUAUUCACAAAAGGACACACCAGGAUUUUUUGAAUCAUUGUAUCCAAUUCAUUUCUGUAUAAUAAUGUCGAUAUGCUCGAUGGGAUUAAUCACGUCGGCAAUUAUCAAAUACGCUGGAAGUAUCACCAAGGUAUACGCGGGAUCAAUGGCAAUGUUCUUUUCGACCCUUGUCAGUUACCUGUUACUCGAUUUUCAGCCGACUGUUUGGUUUUUCAUGGGUGCAUUUUUAUGUUGUAUCGCCGUUCAUAUGUAUCAUACAAGUCCUGCAGCCACCAAUAAUAAUAAUUCUACGUCUGUCGCGAACGAUCAUAUCGAUGAUCAAGAUGAUGAAAAAGAAAACCGAAGAUAUUUUGAAGAUGAAGAAAUGAGAGUGCGAUGA